CGAGUGGUUGCUCUGCGCCCCGUCCGGCAGGAGCCUCGCUAGGGAGUCUCGCUACUCGGAGCGGUUCCGCAAGGGAUUCGACCGACCACGAGCUUUCCCGCCGCGCCCCUCCCUGUCCCCGCCUCCUCCGCCUCCUCCUCCUCUUGCUCUUUCCUCUUCAUUCUUCUCCGGAGCUUCUGCUGCCCCUCUUUUUGACUCUUCUGCUGCCACUCCGUCCGCUGGAUCUGCUUGGCACCAUGCUGCUCCGUCUAGGACCCACUCUGUACGGCUUUGCUCCUACCUUCCUCCUGCUGUUGACCUUACCCUUUGGAUCUUCAAUGUGUCCUAUGCUUUGCACCUGCUACUUUUCCCCACCCACCGUUAGCUGCCAGGCCAAUAACUUCUCCUCUGUGCCACGGAUACUACCACCUAAUGCACAGCGCCUCUUUCUACAAAACAACCUGAUUGGGACUCUAAGACCUGGGAUGUUUGGGCCCAGCCUCAUCACCCUCUGGCUCUACUCCAACAAUAUUUCCCUCAUCCAGCCUGGAACUUUUCGCCAUCUCCAGGUUCUUGAGGAGCUGGAUCUGGGGGACAACCACAAUUUGCGCACUCUUGAACCAGAUACUUUCCGUGGACUUGAACGGCUGCAGUCUUUGCACCUUUACCGCUGUCAACUUAGCAGCCUCCCAAACACCAUCUUCCACAAUCUUUACAGCCUCCAAUACCUCUAUCUUCAGGAAAACAACCUACUUUGCCUACAGGAUGACCUUUUUGUGGACUUGGCCAAUCUGAGCCAUCUUUUUCUGCAUGGGAACAAAAUUUGGAAGCUCUCAGAGAACGUCUUCCGUGGCCUGUCUGGAUUAGACCGCCUGUUGCUGCACCGGAAUCACCUGCACACAAUUCCUGCUUGGGCUUUUCGUGAUUUGGGCAAGCUUACCAUUCUAUAUUUGUUCAACAAUAGCCUGACAACUCUGUCUGGAGAAACACUCUCAGAUUUGCCCUCCCUGGAGUUUCUGCGUCUCAACAACAAUCCCUGGGCUUGUGACUGCCGUGCCCACUCCCUUUGGUCCUGGUUCCAGCGCACACAUGUCUCCAUCUCAGACGUCAUAUGUACCUCUCCUGCAGAACGCAAGGGACGUGACAUGCGCUAUCUGAAUGAAGCAGUCUUUCAAGGCUGCCCUCCAACUAAUCAUCACCCUAUUGAGUUUGACUGGAGUUGUAGGCCUGAAUGGGAGAGUGGACCAGCUCACCCACAUCCUCGCCCUCACCCUCACCCUCAUCCACACCCUCGCCCUCACCCGCACCCCAAUGGCUCAUCUAAUCAUCUCUAUGGCCUUGGAGGAUCCCCUCCUGCUGAUCCUUCCUCAUUCUAUAGGGACGUCCCAGCCAAUGACAUCCAGAGCCCCAAGUAUGAUCCCCCUACAGAAGAUGACUACUGGGGGAAUUAUGGUAAUGGAGAAGGAAGUCAGCUGAAAAAGGGAUGCCUAGGAACUGCCUGUUCUUCUCUGGACUCUGGAGCAAUCAGGAUUGGCUUCCUGUCAUUUCUCCUUUCCUGUCUAUUAAUUGUGUUGGAACUUUCAUAGUUUUGACAAUGGAGGGUGGUUACUCUACUGAUUGCUAGUAGAGUCUGGGAACUUUGAGACUGUGGGAGGCUGGAUCCCUACCCAGCACUUAGCUGAGGCCAAAGUGAUUCACCUUCACCCUAACCCAGGGGUAAAGGAAGACUGACUAGGUCUGUUACUGCUGCUGCUUUCCUGGCCAAUUGUGAGACUUGAAGCCACUUUCUAUGUGGCACCUGUUAUAUUUCAUGAACAUAAGGCAAGGGCAACCCAUUUUUUAUUUCUAGAGUGUUGCAAAACUCUCCUCCUAGAGAUGUUCGUUAAAUUCUACUGCUUCUUGGGUGUGUAAGGAACCUUCUAUAGUCUCCAUAUCCUCUACAGGGCCAGGGUCUCUUCUGUGCAUGAGAAGGAACUAUGGAAUGGAUGAGGACCUGUUUUUUCAGAACCUCAAUUCUUUUAACAAUAUCCUUUCACGCAUAUAAGUGCCUGCUCUGUCUCAUAGGAUAGGACCCCUCAACUAAAGGAUACAGCGUCUCUUCCAGAACUAAAGAAAACAAUCAAAAUUUGGGGCUAUGAUCACUCUUGGCUUCUCAUUAUCUGGUGGUUUUUUAAUUGAGGGACCCCAGGGGAGCAAUUCACACACUUAAUUGUAAUGCUGAUCAUCUUAAUUGGUAAGGGUGUGAUAAUGGAAGGUUGCUUCACUGGCUGUUGAAACCGGAAAUUGGUGGAUGACUCUUGAGUAGAUAGGCAACCAUCCAGCUUCUCCGUAAUCCAUAUCAAAUACUCCAACAGUGGGUUUCCUGCAUUGACAAGAUGUUAGCGCAAACCUGCCUUCCCCAAUCCAGUGACAUCCAGACAUCUUGAACUAACUCCCAACACCUUCAGCCAGCAUGGUCAUUGCUUAUGUCUACUUGGUUUGACAGGAAUUGUCAUCUAACACAAGAGGGCACCAGGCUGGGGAAGGCUGGACUCAAUGAUUUUUGCAGUCCCUUCAGUUCUGUAAUUAAAUCUUUAGACAAAGGUUGCAAUCAUAUGAUAAACUCAUGUGAACUGAUCUUUAUUCAUAAAGACUGGUCUUAAUUUUGAUGGGUGUGACUUUCCUCUGGUGCCUCCAUGUCUCCCCUUUUAACACAAUGGCUGGUUAGAGGAUUAUUAAACUAUUUUGAUUUGGCUUGAACAACUUAGUCACUCAACCAAAUGAACAAUGAAAUACACUACGAUUCGCUGUUUUGUGAGCUAAACUGCUUAAGUAUUCUAUCUUGGUUAAUAACCCAGAAGGUAGGUUGAAAGGAAAGCUUCUUUCCCAUCCACAUUUUCCCCACUACACAUUCUUGUACUGGUACUAGUUGAAAUACCUUUCCGCCCAGUCCAACACCAUUGGUUUGCUGAAAAAGAUCACACUGAAGUUCUCUGGGCUUUUCACUUAUUCAAAAUGCACAUUAUUUCAGCUGUUCUUCCUGGGAUCAAGACUGUAACCUGGCUUUGCCAAAGGACAUGCAUUUUAGAAGGAACCCACAUGAGCCGGACUCUGAGGUAUACUUCUAUAAUGCAAAUGGUUCCUGCAGUUAUAUGUUUACUUUGUAAAAUGGUAUGCCUAAAAAUAAUGUACUCACUGAAGCUAGUCUCAAGUGAACAGGUUCUGAAGAUUCCUAACCAGGCUAAUUCCAAAUACACUAGAAAUUGGUCAGCAAACAGGUUAGCAUAAUUGUUGCAGACUCAGACUGAAAUUGUCUUUUCCCCCUCAUAUCAGAUGAAACUACUGACUUAGUACCCUAAUUAUAUGCUGCCUUUAAACACUAAUAUUUCAGUGGUUUACACAGUACAAAAUGCAACUAUUAAAAUGCCUUAAUUUUGAAGCUUUGGUCACCCUUAAUCUGCCCUUUUGGGAGGAAGUUGUUGGAAGUGUUGGGCACACAGACAUUGCUUGGCCAGGCCCACAGCAGCCAUGGGGAAAAUAGCACUAUCCUGGAAGUGUAUUGCAAAAUAUGAGGUCUAGUUGGAAAAGGAGGAGGAUAGAGUCUAGUAAGAUCAAGCUGAAAGAAGCAGUGUCGAAGACAUCUACUCAGGGUCUCAAAAAUAACACCUUCAAAACCAGCCCAUUUAUUAUGGUGUCAGGUGGAAACAUUCCAUCUAUGGAAAGCCAUUGCAAGGAUUUCUGUGUUAAGAAAAGUCAGAGC
This is a messenger RNA of Python bivittatus (Burmese python), 3718 nucleotides long. It is a transcript of the gene RTN4RL2, whose product is annotated as reticulon 4 receptor like 2. Lineage: Eukaryota; Metazoa; Chordata; Lepidosauria; Squamata; Pythonidae. The record is from RefSeq and is a predicted model, not a curated record. Gene Ontology annotation, cellular component: plasma membrane. Gene Ontology annotation, molecular function: protein binding.